CCCCCGCGGGACCCUCCUAGAAAUGUAUCGCCGUUUCAAAUGAUUCAAAAAACCGUUGAAAUCAGCACCCUCAUUUCCCUCUCACGACAGUGCAAAACCCUGAACCAACUCAAGCAAAUCCAUGCCCAUCUACUCAAAUCCCACCUACACCAAAACCCAUACGCCAUUGCGCCGCUCCUCUCCGUCGCUGCAACCUCCAAGGAUGCUUCUUUCUUUUUUUACGCUCGCUCGAUUUUCGAGCAUCUUUGUUACCGCAACACGUUCAUGUACAAUAUUAUGAUCAGAAGGUAUGUUCAGUCUAAUUCACCAAUACCCGCCAUUUUGUGCUACUUUGACAUGCUGAAUAAUGGCCUUGUGGCCAAUAACUACACCUUUCCACCAUUGAUCAAAGCUUGUACGGUUUUAGUUCCUUUUUCGAAGAAGAGAAUUCUGGGUCGUUUGGUUCAUGCCCAUGUUGUCAAAUUCGGAUUCCGUGAUGACCCUUUUGUCGUUAGUGCGCUCAUUGAGUAUUACUCCGUAGUACAUGACUUAGGAACUGCAAGAUUGUUGUUCGAUAGAACUCCAAAGAAGGAUGUGGUUAUGUGGACAGCGAUGAUUGAUGGGUAUGGGAAGCUGGGGGAUGUGGGAAAUGCAAGAUUGUUGUUUGAAGAAAUGCCUGUGAGGAAUGUGAUAUCGUGGAGUGCAAUAAUGGCUGCUUAUUCUCGGGUUAGUGACUUCAAAGAGGUGCUUAGUUUGUUUAGGAAAAUGCAAGAAGCGGGUAUAAAGCCUAAUGAGUCGGUUCUCGUUAGCACUCUCACUGCAUGUGCCCAUCUUGGUGCAGUCGGACAGGGAUUGUGGAUCCAUUCAUAUGCUAAGCAGCAUAAUCUUGUGUCCAACCCAAUUCUGGCCACUGCAUUAGUGGACAUGUACUCAAAAUGCGGUUGUGUCGAAUCAGCACUGUCGGUUUUUGAAAGCAUUCCUGAUAAGGAUGCUGGGGCAUGGAAUGCGAUGAUUUCUGGUGUUGCAAUGAAUGGAGAUGCGAGGAAGUCGCUUGGUUUAUUCAAUAGAAUGGCUACAACUGGGACUCAACCUACAGAUACAACAUUUGUUGUUGUCCUUACAGCUUGUACACAUGCAAAGAUGGUUGCUGAGGGGCUUAAAUUGUUUGAACAAAUGGAUACUGUUUACAGGGUUGAACCCCGGCUUGAGCAUUAUGCAUGUGUUGUUGAUCUCUUGGCUAGAGCUGGUAUGAUAGAGGAAGCCGAGAAGUUUGUAGAGGAGAAGAUGGGGGGGCUUGGUAGAGGAGAUGCCAAUGUUUGGGGAGCACUACUGGGUGCAUCUAGAGUUUAUGGAAAUAUUGAAGUUGGGGACAGAGUCUGGAAAAGGCUAACUGGUAUGAAAGUAGUUGAUUCUGGUACUAGUGUUCUCUCAUAUAAUUUAUAUAGGGAAGCUGGCUGGGAAAUGGAGGCGAAGAAAGUCAGGAAAACGAUUUCGGAGGCGGGAAUGAAGAAGCAACCGGGUUGCAGUGUGAUAGAGGUGAGUGGAAAGGUUGAAGAGUUCCUUGCAGGUGAUCUCUGCCAUCCACGGGCACAAGAAAUAUGUAAGAUGCUUGAUUCUUUUUCCAAAAUCAUGAAUUUGGACGAUUCAGCGAAGUAAUUUAUAAGAGGUGUUAAUAAAGGGCUGCCCAUUUUCCA
Molecule: messenger RNA, 1673 nt
Organism: Corylus avellana
Lineage: Eukaryota; Viridiplantae; Streptophyta; Magnoliopsida; Fagales; Betulaceae
Product: pentatricopeptide repeat-containing protein At5g66520
Biological process (GO): RNA modification
Molecular function (GO): protein binding; RNA binding
Source: RefSeq, a predicted model, not a curated record